Insectozyma verbasci is the source of this 2715-nucleotide messenger RNA. Lineage: Eukaryota; Fungi; Ascomycota; Pichiomycetes; Serinales; Debaryomycetaceae. The record is from the annotation of a GenBank genome assembly.
AUGAACAAUUCAUAUUGGUCACCUGAUUAUAAGUCAGGUAUAAACAAUUUACAAUCACAAUCUUUUAAAUCAUUAAAUCAAUUACAUGAAAUACGUAAGUUAAUAUUCAAUUAUGUUUCUUAUUAUUAUUCAAAUAGUGAAUAUUUAAACUCAUCAUCAAUUAAUCUAUAUCAACCAAAUAGUCAAUUCAAACAACAACAACAACCAAUCUCAAAACCAACUGAUUCCAUAGCUAAUUUAAAUACUGCUUAUUCAUUGUAUAUAAACCAGUUGAGUACAGAAUCUGAAUUAUUAUCAACAUUGGCUUCGAUUAUAGAUAAAAAGAUCUUGUCUGAUUUAACUUCAUUUAUAAAAUAUCAUGAGCCUAAAAUAAUUAAUAAUUUUAAAGUGCUAAAUGAGAUUUAUGAUGAGUAUAUAUUAACUUAUUCAAAGAUAGAAAAAUUGAAAAAUGAAUAUAUGGAACAAUUAAGAAUGAAGGAGUUUGCUCAACUGCCGAAAAAGGAGGUGGUUAAUGAUCCUGAAACUGAUUAUUCUGAAGUUGAGGAAAGUGAAGAUGAAAAAGAGAGUGAGGAGAAAGUUAAUUUUGAUUUUAAGUUUCCUUUGAAGUUAGGUACUCAUAAUGUUGAUAGUAUAAGUGAGUUGAAAUUGAUUAUUCUGGAAUUGAUUGAUAAAAUACCUGUUGUUACGAGGAAAAUUCCAUUACCAGGUUAUAAAAAUGAAAUCUUUAGUAGUGAUUCAUUCUGUGAUGUGGUUUCUAAAUUGAGGAUUAAAGGUAUGUCUAUAUCGCGUCUGAAUUUGGAGAAGUUUGGUCAAUCUUUACUUGAUUUGAAGUUCAUAGUAUCUACAAAUGUGUUUUCAAAGAAGUUUAAAAGUGAAAAUAUGUGGUUUGAAUGGAGUAAUUUGGCUGAAUACGUUGCUGAAUUUGAAGAAACAAAAACUCCUGAAGAAAGUAAUCAAGAGGUAUCAUCCCCUCAAUUUAAAUUUGUGAAUGAUAUACAAGAAACAACCAGUAGAUUCAAUAAUAUAUUCAAAACAGUAAAGAGUUCAUUAUUGAGAUCAAAUCAUGAUGAAAAUUUACAAAACCUCGAGCAUAAUUAUAACAAAGAGGUGUUAAAACUACAAGAAUUGAAAUAUAAAUUAGAUAAUCAAAUCCUUGAAGUAACUAAAUAUCUUGAUCAUUUUGAGGUUAAAAAAAUUGAAGUUGUAUAUUUUUGUUUGACUAGUUUAUCGGACAUAUUAUCAAGAAAUAAUCAUAACCAGGCAAUAAUUUCCCAAAAUUUUGCUGCAUCUUUCAAAUCAAUCUAUGAAAAUAAACAAAAUUACAAAAAUGAGUAUUCAUCAACAAUUGACAAAUUUUCAACGGGUGUUUAUUUUUCAAACAAGGAUUUUCCUCAAUUUUCCAGUAAAUCAGUAUUCCAAAGUUUGAAAUUUCAAUUUGACAUGUUUGUCGAUUUCCCAUUACAAUUGUCGAAUUGUCAAAUAAGUGACAUUCAAUUGUUGACUCAAAGUUCAAUACCGUAUUUCCUUUUCGUGAUGAUUAAAAUUAUAGAGAAGAAGGAGGAAGAUUUGAGGCAGGGUUGGUUAAGUCCAUUGAAUCAUCAAUCAAAUUGGAGAAUAAAGGAAAAAAUAUAUGAAAUUAUCUCGAAUGUAAAACCAGAGACAAAUGAGAUGACUAUGAUUCAAAAAUUAUGUUUGGAUGAAGUUUUAGGGUUUUUGAAAAGUUUGAAUAGUUUUGAAUUGGUUGGGUUUUUAAAGGAUUGGUUAUUGGAAAUUAGUGAUUCUAUUAUUCCUUUUAUUGUAUUUGAUUCAUUAAUAAAGGAGGAACAUGAUAUUGUUGAAAAAUUGGCGAGUAUACCUAGAUCUAAUUUAUCUUCUUUGUUAUAUUUAUUGGAGCAUAUUGUGAAAGUGUUUGAAUUAGAGAAUUUAGAUACUUAUGGUGUGUCAGAUGAGUUACCUACUAUAAUGGAUCAAGAUAAGUCAAUUGAAGAAUUAAAUACAAUAAAUACUCAAGUUAAAUCAAAUGAAGAAACAGAAGAACAAAUUGCAACUGAAUUUAAGGAUAUGUCAAUUGAAGAGACUCAAGAAACAAAUACAAAAACUGAAGAACCGACUAUGACAACUCCUCAAAAUGAACUAAAGGAAGAAAUAUCUGCUCGAUCAAAAUCAGAUAAAGCAAUAAAUAAAUCACGAGAUAAUUCAAUAGAAGAAAUAUCAGAACAAUUAAAUUCAAUGAAUCAAAUAGGUGCUAUUCCAUUCAUGCAUUUAAUAAUGAGACCGUCAAUACAGAAAAACUCAACAGGUUUCAAACCGCCUCUCAAUUCAUACAUUAAAAUACUUGCAAAUUUAUUAACUUAUGAAACAAGAUCUAAAUUAUUCAAUUGUGUAUUGAAUCAAGAAUCAAAAUAUAAAACCAAAAAGGAAAGUGAAAUCAAAUUUGGAUUACAAGUUAAAAAGCUACCCGUACCUAAAAUAAAUAAAGAAGAAAAAGUUAAAGAAACACCAAAGACACCAACCCAAGAAAAAAAUGUGAAUUUGAUUAGUCCUAGGCCAUUGAGUUCUGAUUUUGCUUUGAGAACAUUUAAGACCAAAGUUACACCUAUGCCUUCUCCACAAAAUACUUCAAAACAUAAUGUUGAAAAAGAAGGUAAUAGAUCAAGAAGUUCAAGUUCGAAUUUUUUAAAAUCUAAUAUUAUAGAUGUUGAAUUUGAAAAAUAA